AUGCUCACUUUAGGGCCGUGCGUCCACGCCAUUGUCUACCCUUGGUUGUCUGGAACCACCUUUCUUCCCAAAGCUCUUGCAGCCCGUCUCGGUCACCAACAAUGGAUCCAUAUACCACUGAGCCAGAACACAUCCCGGCCACUGACUUGUACGCGGACAUUCCCCUCUACGGAUGGUAUCGCUCUAAACCCGGCGAUUUUUCUGCCAGGCUUGAGUAUGUCUCCUGCCAAUCCCCCCGAGGCAAUGCAGUACUGGGAGUCAGUCCUGAGCCUCUGUGAGGGGUCUACUCAAAUAUACCCUGCCGAUGAAGGUGGUCGGGAUGUGUUCGCGCUGGGGAACGUCAUUGUUAAAUCAAGUCAUCUCCAUGGCACGCAAGAGAUCGAUUAUUCCUUCGCCGACGCCAAUGAGGUCAAGGCCAUCCCGGUUGCCAGGAAGGUACUAAGAGAUAUCAGGGUACCGGAGAUAUACUUCGCAGGCAAGAUACGGGGCCGCCAAGUGCUGAUCCAAGAAAGACUCCCCGGUGUCGCUCUGAAUGUUGCAUGGCCUUAUCUUUCACAACUCCAGAAAAAGUCCUUCAAAGAGCAGGCGCGGGCGAUACUUCAACAGCUUCAUACCAUCAUGCCUCAUGAUGGACGGCAGGCUCGGUUCCAUGUUGUAUCAGACCCUAACAUCCUCUGUAACGGCCGAAUCAACCCCCUGGAAGGAGAGAUUCUUUUUGCCGACGCUAAUCAUGACGCGGAUUUGAGUUUUAUGCAUAAUGACUUCACCCAAUCCAACUGUAUUGUGGAUAGAGACAGAAUCGUGGGACUUGUCGAUUGGGAAAUGGCCGGGUUCUUCUGUUGGAAGACGGCUGGCGAAGUUCAUAGAAGAAUCCGAACUCCUCAAAGGGAACAUUUCGUGAAUGCAUCUCUGAGUGAGGAUAGACUGCAAGAUAUCAUGUUUUGGAAUGAUCUCUAUGAUUGA
This is a messenger RNA of Aspergillus nomiae NRRL 13137, 963 nucleotides long. RefSeq lists its product as uncharacterized. NCBI's taxonomy places the organism in Eukaryota, Fungi, Ascomycota, Eurotiomycetes, Eurotiales, Aspergillaceae. The coding region runs from base 1 to 963 and encodes 320 amino acids. The transcript has 2 exons. The record is from RefSeq and is a predicted model, not a curated record.